Molecule: messenger RNA, 2001 nt
Organism: Bipolaris zeicola 26-R-13
Lineage: Eukaryota; Fungi; Ascomycota; Dothideomycetes; Pleosporales; Pleosporaceae
Exons: 2
Coding region: 1-2001 (666 amino acids)
Biological process (GO): regulation of DNA-templated transcription
Molecular function (GO): zinc ion binding; DNA-binding transcription factor activity, RNA polymerase II-specific
Source: RefSeq, a predicted model, not a curated record
AUGCUUGCUGAGCCUCGGAUUGCUGGCGCACAACGCUUCCCUGAGGUGGAAGACCUCAUAGCGGGCCGACAUCAUGAAGCCAUGCACUCGGCGGCUGGCUACGACAUGGCGCCCCAGAGGGAAGACGCGAGCAUGAUGGAUGUCUAUCCAAGCACUGAGACUGGCUCGGCGCAUGACUCCCUGUCGCCCUCCAAGCAGAUGCCCAAGAAGCACGUCAGCUUCGAGCUGCUACUCCCCCAAUCCCCAGCCCACAAAGCCCGACUACCAAUGCGGGUAGACAUCUACCCACACGAUACAACAGACUCCAUCAUUACAACAGUGAAGAACUUCUACGGCCUGUAUGAGCGCCGUGGAGUCAUCUUUGAAGACCGCCAUGGCAACACGCUCAUCGCGCGGUUCGAGAACUUCGAACAUGGCAUGACUGUCUAUGUCCGAGUCUCCCCAGAAAGCCUGGAUGCAGAUGAGUACUCCCCUGAUCCGCGACAGACGACUGUCUCGCCCCGCCGCCCUCGACCUCAUCUUGAAGAGGCCUUCCAGAUGCUCCCGCCUCAUCAGCACAAUCAAACAGGCGCAAGAGCGGGGUCUCGCCAUGCUCGCCAAAGCCAUUCUCCACACCCAAGUCGUGGCCGCAGAAGUGCUUCAAUCAGCAAGCGCAUGCGCCCCUCCACAAAGAGCCGCGGAAACAGCUCACAUGACAGCUUCGCUGAGGCGAAUGGCGACGACUACAGCGACAGCGAGGGCGAGCAUGGCUCAGUUACCAGCUCUCGCCGCUCGAGGAAGGAGCCACUCGCCAGUGCUGAGAUUAGUGUCGACAACAUUGUCGAAGGUGGGCGUCGAAAGCGUGCAAAGUUUGACAGCUCGGUACCCAUGACCACUUCUUUAUCAUCCGCAUCUCCUCAGCGACGCAUCAGUGGUAAUACUGCUGGUUCGCCAUACUCUGUCAACCAGCAGACAUUCUCAUACUCACACCCGCUGCCAUCGCCGCAAAGCUAUGGUCAAGGUGACAGCUCGUACAUGCAAGGAUUGGUCACGCCCUACUCUACAUCGAGUGGUCCGGCGCAGGGUAACAAGUCUCGUGCGCGGGGCUCAGGACAGCAUUCUCACUACCGCUACUCUGGCAGCAGUGGAAUGCUCCCCACCCCUGAUACUACCCUUACGAGCAUCAGCGUCAUCUCUGAUGAAGAUGUUGCUCGUCAGCUCAUGCGCUUGGGCGAUGCAUCCAACUUCUCCACUCACGGUCGUACCUCGACUUCAACGCUUGACGAUGCCUUCAGCGGAAAGGCUGAUGCAGCAUCUUCGAGUGAUGAGAGUGCUGAUGGCAGUGAGGACGAAGCCGAGCUGCCACCCCUCCCAUACAACAUCUCUCGUGGACUGCAUGAUAUGACUCGUGUCUACGAUGACGCCGACAGCAGUGGCGAGGACUACGAGGACGAGCGAGACGGCUCCUUCAAGGGCGUCAGUGAUGAGAUGAUGGCGGAUGAGCACAACAAUCAGCGUGUGCAGACAGGCAUCAUCAAAGCUCGUUCCAUUUCGAGCAAGUCUGGCAAGCCCAACAAGUCUCGAGCCAUGUCUAAGAGCAAGAGCAAGACGAAUGGUACCAACAAGGCUGCCCCCAUGUCGCCAUCAUCUCUUCCCUCGCAGUCACGCAAGGCCUCGAAUGCAUCAAUCAACUUCCAGCAUCAGCUCGCUGUUGAUGAGGAGGACCUUUCAAGCAAGCCGCGGUGCCAACGCUGCCGCAAGAGUAAGAAGGGCUGUGAUCGCCAACGCCCGUGCCAGCGCUGCAAAGACGCUGGUAUUGGUGCAGACGGAUGUGUCAGUGAAGACGAAGGCAACGGCCGGAAGGGCCGCUAUGGACGCCACAUGGGCGUCUCGGUCAAGAAGAACUCGGUGCCAUCUGCUGUCUCAAUGGCGCCUCCGCCAUCAUACGAGUACAACAUGGCUGUGGAUGGCCCCCAUGCUCUAAGCACGUCACUGGACAAGAGCAAGAAGCGCAAGAGGUAG